Caretta caretta (loggerhead turtle) is the source of this 1558-nucleotide messenger RNA. It is a transcript of the gene DUSP5, whose product is annotated as dual specificity phosphatase 5. The record is from RefSeq and is a predicted model, not a curated record. Gene Ontology annotation, biological process: protein dephosphorylation; negative regulation of MAPK cascade; endoderm formation. Gene Ontology annotation, cellular component: cytoplasm; nucleus. Lineage: Eukaryota; Metazoa; Chordata; Testudines; Cheloniidae. Gene Ontology annotation, molecular function: MAP kinase tyrosine/serine/threonine phosphatase activity.
GAUAAAUUUCCUCCCCGGCGAACGGAAUCCCCUGCUGCUCCGGUGGAAAUGCGACGGCGGAGCCGGGCGCGCCGCAGCGGCAGGCAGGGGGGAUCAGGGGACCGGCUGUAGCCGCUCGAGCCCAACCCGUUUAAGCCCCCGGCCCUUGUAGCGGAGGGGACCCCCCUCCCUUCUCUUCCCAUCCUCAAUUUAAGCCACGCAAAAGCGAGGACCCCCCCCACCACCACCCCCGAGUUCAUUGCAGCCUGAUCCGCCGCUGGCGACGCUCGAGGAGAGGCUCUGCUCAGCCCAGGGGGGCUGCGGCCGGAGACCGCGAUGAAGAAGGUGGCGGCCCUCGACUGCCGCCAGCUCCGGAAGCUCCUGCGGAAGGAGCCCUCCCGCUGCCUGGUGCUGGACUGCAGACCCUACCUGUCCUACUCAGCCUCCCGCCUGCGGGGAGCGCUCAAUGUCAACCUCAAUUCGGUCGUGAUGCGCCGGGCCCGCGGCGGGCCCGUGCCCCUCAACUUCGUGGUGCCGGACGAGGCGGCCCGCACCCGGCUGCUGCUGCCGGGGGAAGGGGCGGCCGCGGCGCGGCUGGCGGCGGUGGUCGUCCUGGAUCAAGGCACCGGGCACUGGCAGAAGCUGAAGAAGGAGAGCACGGCGCAGAUCGUCCUCAACGCCCUGCUGUCCAGCCUGCCGGAGGCCGGGGCCAGGGUCUGCUUCCUGAAAGGGGGAUAUGAAACCUUUUACUCUCAAUAUCCUGAGUGCUGUGUAGAUGUAAAACCCAUUUCCCCAGAGAGAAAUGAAAUGGAGAGAAACCUCAACAGCCACUGUGAGAAGCAGAGCACCAACCACAAACCGGCUUAUGAUCAGGGUGGUCCAGUUGAAAUCCUGCCUUUCCUUUACCUUGGCAGUGCCUACCAUGCUUCUAAGUGUGAGUUCCUAGCCAACCUGCACAUCACAGCCUUGCUCAAUGUCUCCAGGAAAGGUUCAGAGUCCUUUAAAGAGCAAUAUUGUUAUAAAUGGAUCCCAGUGGAGGACAGUCACAUGGCAGACAUCAGCUCUCACUUCCAGGAAGCCAUAGAUUUCAUUGACUGCGUGAGGCGAGCUGGAGGCAAAAUCCUGGUGCACUGUGAAGCCGGAAUUUCACGCUCCCCCACCAUCUGCAUGGCUUAUCUCAUGAAAACGAAAAAGUUCCGCCUGGAGGAGGCAUUUGAUUACAUCAAACAACGUAGGAGUCUGAUCUCACCAAAUUUUGGUUUCAUGGGCCAAUUACUACAGUAUGAGUCAGAGAUCCUGUCUUCCACUCCUAGUCCCCCUGUUGCCUCAUGCAAAAGAGAAGCUGUGUCUUUUUUUGCAGAAGAACUGACUUUAAGCAAAAACUUUGAAGGCUCAUGUUACACAUUUCCUACCUCAGUCUUGAGUUCUGUGCCCAUUCGUUCUCCUGUCCAUCAGCUAAAACUUAGUCCUAUUACUGCAUCUUCAUCAUGCUAAGCCCUAUUGGAAAUUAGAAAUAAUAUGUUCCUUUGUUACCAACUGUGAUUCCAAUAAGAACAUUUCAUGAACGUGCAAUACAGAA